AUGUCAUCAACUACCAAAUCCACUCGAUCCAUCUUCUCACCAAUCAUCUUCCUCCUCUUCUUACUGCUCGUAAUAGCUUUCCUCGCUACUCCUGCAGAUGCUGGAUUCACACCAGUCUACAUGUCAUACUAUUGUAGACAACAGUGUGAACAGAAAUUCGCAAUGUGCGCGAGGGUUGCCAUCUCCUCAUUCCCUCUACCACUCACCUUGUAUCCUACCCAUCUACCUUGCGUCUUCCGCUUGUAA
Kwoniella botswanensis is the source of this 246-nucleotide messenger RNA. RefSeq lists its product as uncharacterized. The transcript has 2 exons. The record is from RefSeq and is a predicted model, not a curated record. Lineage: Eukaryota; Fungi; Basidiomycota; Tremellomycetes; Tremellales; Cryptococcaceae. The coding region runs from base 1 to 246 and encodes 81 amino acids.